CUAUUUUGGUUUUCAGUGAAUUAUGCCUUUUCAGUUUGGGACCCAACCAAGGAAGUUUCCAGUGGAAGGGGGAGAUUCUCCAGUUGGGCUGGAGCCUGGGCUGAGCUCCAGAGCUGCCUGUAAUGAGAAAGAGAUGUCACCAGCCAGGCAACUCGGAAGAUGCCCUGGAAGUCAUGGCCCGACAAUAACUGAUGUUCCCAUCACUGUCUACGCAACAAUGUGA
Aethalodelphis obliquidens (Pacific white-sided dolphin) is the source of this 223-nucleotide messenger RNA. Its product is annotated as protein FAM229B-like. The coding region runs from base 23 to 223 and encodes 66 amino acids. The transcript has a single exon. Lineage: Eukaryota; Metazoa; Chordata; Mammalia; Artiodactyla; Delphinidae. The record is from RefSeq and is a predicted model, not a curated record.